Molecule: messenger RNA, 2055 nt
Organism: Aplosporella prunicola CBS 121167
Lineage: Eukaryota; Fungi; Ascomycota; Dothideomycetes; Botryosphaeriales; Aplosporellaceae
Exons: 2
Coding region: 1-2055 (684 amino acids)
Biological process (GO): protein dephosphorylation; 7-methylguanosine mRNA capping
Molecular function (GO): protein tyrosine/serine/threonine phosphatase activity; mRNA guanylyltransferase activity
Source: RefSeq, a predicted model, not a curated record
AUGAUCGAACCUCAGCUUAUCUUCUCUUCUGCUCCCUUCAAUGCCACUCUAAUACAGUCUCUGGGAGCUGAAAGCCGUCUUCGCAGCUUCGUCGCAAAGGCCCUGAGUUUGAUUGGCGUCGAUAUCGCGGGGCCGUUAACUACAGCCGACAUGGUCAAACUGGCCCUUGUAUGUGGUCUCGUACCCGGCCUGUGGCUCCACAGGCAGCGGAUGCAGUCUCCAGAGGCGGAGAAGCCCGGGAAUGACUCCACUGCCGAUGUUUCUGAUACGAUUGGGGAAGACGCCGUCGCCACCGAUCCGGGGCUCCUCAAAAAGCAUUCUGUUUACCGCUCGUAUGCUGUCCCCCAGACCGGCUUUACUUAUCCAUCGAUUCGUACGUUUCAUCGCCCGCACCCGCAGGGGGAGAAGUUGCCUUCAAAGCCUACGCCACUCCCUCUAUUGGUCUUCGUCCAUGGCCUUGGAGGCUCUGCCGCUCAAUUCCAGUCGCUGCUGACCAGCUUCGUCAACCUUGCGCCAUGCCUUGCCAUUGACCUUCCUGGCUGCGGAUUGUCCAAGUUUGCUCCGAAGGCUUGGGAGGCGUACGAGACUAGCGCGCUUGUUCACCUGCUAGCCACCGUUAUUGAGGAACACAGAGACAAAGAUGUCGGACAGGGUGUUAUUUUUAUCGGCCACAGCAUGGGGUGUUCCUUGUCUGCACUUCUGGCUUCCAAAACAUCACCCUAUUCGUACCUGCUUUCCGAGCAUGUCCUUGGAUUAAUAGCCGUCUGUCCAAAGGCAGAGCCCGCAAGCAAGGAACAGGCGGCCAAAUUCCGCAAACUCUUGACCAUCCCUGGGCCCAUAUUUGACCUUUGGCGAACCUGGGAUCGGCGUGGUGGUACCAAGAGCGCCAGCGUACAGCGCUUCGUCGGCCCCGAGGCAGAGGAAGAAACAAAAAGGCUUCAAGUGCGCUUCAACCAGCAGAGUAGGACACCAACUUGGAGAAGAAUGGCCAAAGGGAUGCUGGGCGGCAAUGGCUUACCUGGGAGGAACGUUUGGGCCGGACUGGACUUGCCUGUAUUUCUGGUCGCUGGAGAGGCGGAUCCCGUAACUCCGGCCGAUGAGGUUCGCAAGAUUACAACAUUCCUAGGAAAAGAGAUCCGUCUGAACGGCUCCGAAAACCCGGAGCCUAUCCCGGAUUCAGCUGCUCCUGUGAACUUGGGGGGUGCGGCAGGCUCUCCGCAGACGUAUCGCACCGGGUCGGUGACGCUCCUGGAUAACGUGGACACUGCUUCGCUUUCAAUGCUUGACGGAUCGAGCUCAUCUGAAGAAGAGUCACCCGUCGAUGUCCUACCUAAGCGGAGGUGUCUCAAGACUGUCAUUCUGCCUUCUCCCGCAUCGCACGCUCUGCUCUAUGCACCCUCGACCGCUCGAACAUUAUCAGGUUUGAUCCAAAGCUUCCUGGCCGAGCGCAUAGACAAAAGAUUGUCGCUUGGGUGGCAGCUCCAGUACCUGACCACGGAAGGAAAAUGGGACGUCAAGAACCUUGUGAAAUGGCAAGCAGUUCAGCCCGUUUCUGAGCCCAUCGCCGGCACUUUCCGCGCGAUGAAGACCCUAAGAGAAGUAGACGACAAGCAUCGCCCCGCCGUCUUCGUUCAGGACUGGUCAGGCAAGAUCAGGGCGGUCGUUGACAUCAGCCACGAAAGCCCGGUCUAUGACCCCAAUGGAUUGGAAAGAGGAGGCAUCCAGUAUCACAAGUUUCCGACGGUAUCCAAAUUACCGCCGACGGUAGACGAGGUGAAGCAGUUUAUAACAAUGAUCGACCGACUGCGCGAAGAGCCAGAUGAGUCUGAAGAGUACGGAGGCAAAAGACCACUGAUUGGCGUUCACUGCCACUACGGCUUUAACCGGACGGGUUUCUUCAUUGUCAGCUACCUGGUAGAAAGACUAGGCUGGGGAUUGCAGGCUGCAAUCAAUGAGUUUGCACAAAAGCGGCCGCCAGGGAUACGGCAUGAGCAUUUCAUAGACACGCUGUUCGUCAGGUACCAUGUAGGCUUGCAGAGGGCGCCUACGCUGUGA